AUGAACAUUAAGACUUUGUGUCAUCCAGAAUAUAAAAGAAUCUCCGUUGAAUCGUUAUUGAAUCCGGUAGAGGAGACAAUAGACUGCGAAAAACCUCACUCUCAAACAAAAAUCAAUACUGCUAAACCCAUUAGUGCAUCUUUGUAUGUCACAACGAAUAAUACUGCUGUUGUUCAGCACAAUGUCCAAAAGAGGAAAGGCGUCACCAGGAGAUGUCCACAGUGUGCGGUGAUAAAAACUUCUCCGCAAUGGAGAGAGGGUCCUGAUGGAGAGGUGACAUUGUGUAAUGCCUGUGGAUUAUUUUAUAGAAAAAUAUUUUUGGUUUUUGGCAAGGAUCUGGCAAAACGGUACUUUAACGAAAUAAAAGGUGUGAGCGUCAAACGAAAAGUUCCAAAGAGCCUCUAUGGAGUUACAAGAACGCGUUAA
Messenger RNA from Saccharomyces cerevisiae S288C, 426 nucleotides. It is a transcript of the gene GAT3, whose product is annotated as Gat3p. Bases 1 to 426 code for a protein of 141 amino acids. NCBI's taxonomy places the organism in Eukaryota, Fungi, Ascomycota, Saccharomycetes, Saccharomycetales, Saccharomycetaceae. Gene Ontology annotation, biological process: regulation of DNA-templated transcription. The record is from RefSeq and is marked reviewed. The transcript has a single exon. Gene Ontology annotation, molecular function: zinc ion binding; sequence-specific DNA binding.